UCCUGAUUUCAGCUUUGAUCUCGGCUGGUGAAUAAGAGCCUAAGUUAAGUUAAUUGCGUGUUUACUUACCAAGACUGUUGAUCAAUUCCAAUUGGAUUAAGAUUCAGAGGGAUAAUUAAGUCAAACCAGUGCGAUCAUAACCAACAUCUUACCGAUUAUUUAUUUGUAACAUUUAAGUGAACAUCAAAACUCAACCAGCCUCCAAUGAGAAGACCUAACUUGUUUUAAAAUUGUCAAAAAUUUAGUCUUUUAAAUGUGUAACGAGGUUAACUGUUUACAAUUAAUGUUGACUCAUUACAAAUGGAUGCGAUUAGCAGCAUCUUUGGAUAAGAAAUCAUUUGACAAUCUUUUUGUCUUCUAUUUAUCAUCUAGUUAACUGAUUAUCACUUUCUGGUGCCAAUCAAAUUUUCUCAAUUGUUACUUUUAACGGUGAAAAUUUUGAAGUGAUUUUUGCAGUUCAAUGUUGGUUCUCAAUCUACUGUACUUCUAUCAUUUAUUGUGACAUUUUCUUAAAAUAUGGUUGACAUACAGCCACUUAAAUGUUGUCCAUUUGAUUCCUCGCAUCGGCUUUACCUUUAAUUCACCAUGACAGAAGGAAUAAGUAAUCAAACAAUCAACAAGUUGGACUGUGGUCACGACCAAAGUGAACAUUUCUAUAUACACAAAUGUUUGAAGACAUUUUGUGACAAGUGCAAGCAAGAAAAUCACUCGUGUGUCUUGUGUAAAACUAAACUGAUUGAAGAUGAUUAUCUCAAAGCCAUUGACAGGAAAAGAUGCGAAGAUACUUCCGUUUGCAAUAGCCAGGCCAUUUUUCAUUGUCUCUGCGGUAAUAAAGAUUUUUGUGAGCUGCAUCUGAUUAAAUUUCACAAUUUAAUUGUACCAUCUAAGAGAUGCCGAGCUAUCGAUCUCGAAACUGAAGCUCAAUCAUGUUCAAAGUGUGAAAUGUUCAUUGCUAAAUUUGUGGACCAGACAACCAAUCAGUUAUUUUGUGCUACAUGUAAACAGGAUAAUCACUCAUCUAAUAUUGUGGCCAUUGAACUUGACAACAGCAACACCGACAAUUACAACAUCAACACCACAUUGAACAAUAAUAUUUGCACUCAUCGUGUUGAUAUUAGAAAUCAUUUGGAGUUAUUGAACACUAAACUUGAAGACUAUACGAAUGAGGUGGAAAAAGAAAAGAGCAAGUUCAAUGAAACCAUCGACGAAUUGCAAAAAGCAUUAGAGUCUUACUCGAAUGCUAAUAAGGUCAAAAUAGACAAUUUACGAAAUUCAGUGGACAAAGUUAAACAAUUUUUGAAUCUAUUGAAUCGCGAUGAUAAAUAUGGAAUAAGCAAUCUCAUUAAAUCUGAUCUGCUCAAUAAUAAACUUGCGGACUCGAAACUGAAGUUGUGGAUUGAAGAGAUCUUUCAGUCGUACAAUAUUCCUGAAUUAACAAAAUCGGGUGCUGAUUGGAGCGAGGAAAGUGAAAGUGAUCCUUGUGAACUGGUCCCAUGCCCACGGAAUCGUCCAAUCAUUGUCCAUUCUUUCCAGAUAAUCUACUUAAAUUGACUCACGACUUUAUUAAAGAUCAUCUUCGCCAUAAAAAUGAAUGUAAAUCUUUAUCCUGCUACUGUAAAUCAAACAAUCUCAUCUACAAUAUUCAAACAAAAUUUGUUAAAUUUAUGAAUCAAAAGCAAGUUUCUAAAACUAAUCUGGAUUAUUUUCUCGACUGUUCGUCCAUUGAUGGUGGUUAUGUUACUUUAUUGAUAGAAACUGGUAAACGAGCUCUGAGUAAGUCUACGGAUCUACCAAGUGCUCAAAUUUGUUUUGAAGAAGCUCAUCGAAUCGAUCCAACCAAUUGGUUUGUUCUCGACACUUUAAUGGGUAUUUGUUUCGUGCUUAAUGAUCACAAUAAAUGCCUACAACUCGCAAUCAAAGGAUUAAUGAAGGAUGGCAAUUACUUUAAAGCUCGUGUAUUAAUAUCAGAGAUGUUGGAACGUUUUCCAUCCAUAGGAAUAGAAUUACCUGUCGAGUUAGAGUAUCUGCACUAUUGGAAUUCUUCAGUUGAUAUUAAAAGGAAGAAAAAACUUAUGGGUGACCUCGAGAAUUUGAAGAAGCUCAACAAUAUAGAAAAGGAAUCGGAAAAAGCACAAGAAAAUGUUUUAAAAUCUCUAUGUUUAGAUCUCGAUGCUGUCACACUUUCAUCGUUACAAUCUUUGAUUUCUGCCAUAAUACAUGUUAACAAUGAGAUGGCAAAACAUAAAGUUAAUUUAAGUAAAUUAAUAACAUUGAAAGUCUCUGCCAAUCCAGCACCUUACGUCGUCCCUGCCAUUGGAUAUAAAUUCUCCAAAGAAAAAUCAAACAAUUGUAAUAAGCGAAAGACACGAGGAUCAAGUCCUGAUUCAUCUGCGAAACGAAGAUCAGUUCGAGAUAAAAAGGCAGUAGAUGCAACAGUCGACAAUAUGUACAAAAAGAUUUUCUUCAUGUUCCCCGAAAGUGUUUUAACUCGUGAAAUAGUCCAAGAAGACGACGAGUUAGAGAUGAAAACACAUAACGAAGAUCAAGUGGAGGAUCUAAUUCUUACUCGUUUCCUCUCGAAACAAAAGCCGUUUGUCUCAAAAGGAAAACAAAUUUACAAUAUUGUUGGAGAUCUUUUAUGUGAAAUUGGUGAUCAAGCAACUUUAAUCAAAUUACCUUCUAAUUUUAUGGAACUGUACCGAAUUCAUCAAAAAUGGUAUCCAUUACCAUCGCCGUUAACGUGUUCUAAGCAUCAUACUAUGACAGUGGAAAAGGCGAAAUUCAUUUUGACAGCAAAUGAAGUUGAUUUUAAAGAAUCCGAAGCAAUAUUUUUAACUGAAUCAAUUCCAUAUUUACGAGAUUCAUUCAAUCCCAAUGAAUAUAAUGCCUUCUUCAUUCGUCUUUUGAUUCUUCGAGGGAUCAAAGAAUCUAAAGUUGAUUAUCUUCUAAUGGCAAAUGAAAUGUUUACAAAACUAACCUCAAAUUAG
Messenger RNA from Panonychus citri (citrus red mite), 2987 nucleotides. RefSeq lists its product as uncharacterized. The record is from RefSeq and is a predicted model, not a curated record. The coding region runs from base 1494 to 2987 and encodes 497 amino acids. The transcript is spliced from 2 exons. NCBI's taxonomy places the organism in Eukaryota, Metazoa, Arthropoda, Arachnida, Trombidiformes, Tetranychidae. Gene Ontology annotation, molecular function: protein binding.